This is a messenger RNA of Lucilia sericata (common green bottle fly), 562 nucleotides long. Its product is annotated as lysozyme P-like. The transcript has a single exon. The record is from RefSeq and is a predicted model, not a curated record. The coding region runs from base 43 to 483 and encodes 146 amino acids. Lineage: Eukaryota; Metazoa; Arthropoda; Insecta; Diptera; Calliphoridae.
GCCCACAGUUAUUGCUCAGACUCUUUUUAAAAACUAUACAUCAUGAAGAAUAUAUACCUAGCUGUUAUUCUCGCCUUGGCCUGGGCUGCUAACUCCUGUUUAGCCAAAAAGUACACUCGUUGCUCUUUUAUACGAGAAAUGUCUAGUUUGGGAGUACCAAAGGAUGAUUUAGCACGUUGGGCCUGCAUUGCCAGGCAUGAAUCUUCAUUUGAUACCACUGUUAUAAAGGCGCAAAACAGUCCAAAGGAUAGCCAAGAUUAUGGUGUUUUCCAAAUAAAUGAUAAAUAUUGGUGUAAACCUUCUAGCGGACACUUCUCCUAUAAUAUGUGUAAAGUCAGUUGCAAUGAUUUAUUAAGUGAUGAUAUAAAUGCCUCAAUGACUUGUGCCCUGAAAGUGUUGGGACAGCAGGGAUGGUCGGCUUGGCCUUCUUUAAGUGAGUGUGAAGGUGAUUUGCCUUACAUUAAACGUAAAUGUUUGAGUUGAAGUGAAACGUAUAAUUGAAAAGUUAAAAGUUAAACUAUGAAUGAAAUUUUAACAAAUAAAAUAUUCUUAAGAAAAUCAC